CUUGAACUCCCACUUGCCAUUUGAGCUGCUUGCUUUUGCUGUGUGUCGAUUAGUAUCAGCUCAAGGUUGCCAAGAAAGGUACGCAAAUGAAAGGUGUGCUGGCAGCCGCUCUCUCUUUCCUCUGUAUUACUUUAUCCUUCGAUAUCCCCACCUCGAAACUUAACAAGGCAGUGCUUGUAGGAUACCCACCCACGCCCUAUUUGUUUUUCUAAACACAGUCCCAGUCAGCUGACCAGUUCGGCAGGCAGCCAAAUGCAGAAUCCGAGCGCACAAAGGACUCGAGUGAGUUAACCCAUCCCUGGGUUGAGGAACCGGAGAUUACAGUUAGCUGGGCUGCCACUGGCUUUCCAAAUCAGGUCCAGCCAGAGCAAUGCUGAAUGCAAGAAGCGUCCUGGUGACUGGAUCCAACCGAGGCAUUGGCCUGGAGCUGAUCCGGCAGCUGCUGGGGAAAAGCAAGCGGCCAGAAUGGAUCUUUGCAACCUGCCGGGACCCAGAGGGACCACGUGCCCAGGAGUUGAAGAAGUUGGCUGCUCAACAUCAUGAAGUGAAGAUCAUCCCCCUCGAGAUUACAGACUCAUCCAGCAUCCAGGCUGCUGUAACCAAAGUCACAGAUCUUCUGCAAGGAGCCGGGCUGAAUCUCCUGAUUAACAAUGCUGGGGUGGCAAAGGAUAACAGUCUGGAAUCAGAGACAGCAGAGGACAUGGCCGAGGUGUACAAAAACAACGUGAUAGGGCCCAUGAUGGUGACCCAGGCAUUCCUCUUGCUGAGGAAGGCGUCUCAGGAAAGCCGCCAGAAAGGGAUGAGCUGCAGCAAAGCUGCCAUCAUCAACGUGUCCAGCGAAGGCGGCUCCAUCACCAACAUCCUCAUAUUUGACCUUGUGCCGUGCAUUGGUUACCGCUGUAGCAAGGCUGCUCUGAACAUGCUCACUCGGUGCCAGUCACUGGGAUAUGCGGAAGACGAGAUCCUGUGCGUUGCAUUGCAUCCUGGAUGGGUGCAGACGGACAUGGGAGGAACAGAGGCCACCAUGCCAGUGGAUGCAAGUGCAAGAGCCAUCCUGAACACCUUUGGCCGUCUCACUGAGAAAGACAACGGCACUUUUGUGAACUGGGAGGGGGCAGGCGUGCCUUGGUGAGAGACAGAUCGU
Molecule: messenger RNA, 1144 nt
Organism: Gekko japonicus
Lineage: Eukaryota; Metazoa; Chordata; Lepidosauria; Squamata; Gekkonidae
Product: C-factor-like
Exons: 6
Coding region: 371-1132 (253 amino acids)
Source: RefSeq, a predicted model, not a curated record